AGCCGCUACUCGCGCAGCACCUGUCGCCGCGCGAGGUCUUCUGCGAAACCGACCCCCUGCACGUGUCAGCCGUGCUGCUGGACGCGCACGCCGCCUGGCGGAGCCUCUGGGGGGAAGCGCGCGCGGGGAGACCGCGGAGUGCCUCCGGGGACGCGGACGCGGGGGGAUGGGGAGGAGCGCGGAAAGGGAAUCCCGCACAACGGGCGGCGCAGGGGGGAACACCGCUGAGGGGGCGGUCAGGUCCGUUACAGAGCAGGGUCUGGGAGUACGGGCAGGAGAAAAAAAACCCGCUGGGCAGGAAGAAAAGUUGGCAGGGCUGGACGGAUGACCCGCGAGGAGAGCUGGAGGCAUGGCCUUCCGUUAGUAGCUGCUUGCCGUUAGGUGGCGAUGCUUCUGGUGGUGGUGUUGGCGGUGGUGGUGGUGGCAGCGGUAGCUCCAGUGGCGUUUCCAUGCAAGCAAGCUCGGCUGACUGUGCCAAUCGCUACUCCCCCAUUCCUUACUCCGCCCCGCUGCCCAACUCCCUUCUUCCCCACUCGUGCCCCUUCCCCAACCCCUCCUCGCUCCCCUCCUCCUCCUCCCUCCCCCAAUCGUCCUUCCUCCCCCCUUCCUCCUCUCUCCCCCUCUCCUCGUCGCUCUCCUCCUCCACCUCUCUCCCUGCCGCGUCGUCGUGCAUCAAGAGGGCUGUGUUUGGAAGCUCGUUGCUGGCAGCGUGGGAUAGCGAUGAGGGAGAGGAGGGGGAGAGGGAUGAGGAUGAGGAUGUGUAUGGUCAUGAUCCCCAUGCCCAUGACCGUAUCGUUUCCACUCGAGACGGGCCCCAUGCUGCUGCUGCGGCUGCUGCUGCUGCCACACAUGCUGAAUCAGAAUCCACUGUUGUUGGCGCUGCCAGCACACGGGCAGACAGCAGCAGCGCGCAUUACCAGGCUGCGCUGGUCAGGCCUGGGAGCAAGGCAGGGCGGAGGAGGGAGGCUGCGGAAGGGCCUGGAGGGGCGGCGGGGGCGGCGGGGCCGGCGGGGCUGGCACGGGAGGCGGAAGGGCGUCGUAACCUGCGGCGUGCAAUCAUGGGGCGGCUGAAGCGCACAGCGCACAGCUGGAAGGAAGGGUUCGGUGGGGGGAGAGCAGGCGCGGAGGAGAGGGAGAGGGAGAGGGAGAAAGUAAGGAGCGGGAGGAGUGGGAAGAAGCGAGGUGGGUCGGAUGACUUGAGCUGUGUGCGGGAGGGCAGUGCGGUAGAGUGGAGUCAUGCGGAGUGCAGUGCGGUGGGAGGUUCCCUCCUGCGGCUGAGAAGUCAUGAAAUCCGAUCCCUGGACUGGGGAGGGGAGAGUGCUGGGCCAAAGGGGCAGCAGCUGAGGGAUAUGGAAGGUGGAGAAGUUGAAGAUUUGGAGGAGAGGGAGGGGGUGCAUGGUCAGAGGAGAUCCGAGGAUCUAGGGUUUGGGAGUGUGGAUAGUGACGAGGAGGGCGAGGAGGAGGAGGAGAGGGAGCUGGAUGAGGCUAGAAGAGUGAGGAUGGAGCAGCAGAUGAGGGCCUUGCUGCAGGAGGAGAGCGGUGAGCAAGGGGAAGGGACGGGGAGAGGUGCAGCAGCCGAAUGGGACGCAGGAGCAGGGAGAGAAGGCGCCCCCCGUCAGCUGCAUCCCCUGCGUCUGCCCUCCGUCCCCAGGGCCUUCCUUGCACAACCGUCCUCUCGCCCACACACCCACCACCACCGGUCGAGCUCAGCGCGCCCCUCCCCCCACCAGUCGCCGCGCUCCGCGCGUGGUGCUGCGCGCUUCUUCCCCAGAGGCGCCUCUGUGGGCUCCGCCGCCCCCUCAGCGCUGGGAUCAGGGUCACUGCUCGCCAGGGAAUCCCCGACUGCCUCUCCCACGUCUGUGACAGGUUCCCUGCUCCCUGCUUCCUUGCCACAACCACGCAAGCACGGCAGCAGGGGGGAGGGCAGUGGCAGUGGUGGGGGAAAAGGGGCCGCGUUGCACCGCCGCUUGCGCUUCCCCUUGCGCGCCUUGCGCUCCCUCAGCCCCCCUGGCGCUGCUGCUGCUUCCGCUGCUGCCGCUUCUGCCGCUGCUCCUGCUCGGACUAAUGCUGGUCCUGCUGCUGCCGGUGCUGCUGAUCUCACCGGUUCUGGAGGGUCAGGAGGCGAUUUCACCCGCCUCUUCUCCCGAGGCACACGAGGAGAGGCUCUGGAAGGUGGGAGAGAGGGCGCGUGGGAGGGGUGGAGAGGGAGCAAGGCGUGUGAGGGGUAUGAGGGAUGGCAGAGGAGGGAGGGAGUGAUCGUGGGUAUGUGUGGAGACGAGCGUGUGGGUGGCAGGAUGGGGGUAGGGGAAGGAGAUGGGGGCGUUUUGGGGAGUGGUGAUGCGGCGGGUGGUGCGUGGAUGGGUGGGGGGGAGUGGUUGGACUCUGGUGCUGCAGCAGCGGAAGUGGUGGUGGCGGCAGCAGCAGCGGCAUGCAGUGUGUGGUAUCAUACUGGGCAUGGGCAUGUGCACAUGCAGGGCAAGGAGGAGGGACAAGGGGAAGAGGAGGAGCAGGGGCAGGGGCAGGGGCAGGGGCAGGGAAAGGGGCGAGUGGGGUCAGAUGGGCUAGGCGGAGUGAGUGGUUCAGUGGUGUAUGGCAAUGGCGCUGAUACUCAUGGUGCCGGGGCUGCCAGUGCUACCAGUGCUGCCAGUGCUGACAUUGCUGCAAGAGGUGAGCUUGGUAACGAUCUUAGUCUACGGUGGAUGGGAGGUGAUGACGCUAUGAGGGGUGAUUGUAACGAGCAUGAUGAUUGUGGUGGCGUGCAUGGUGUGCCGGAGGUGUGUGUGUUACAGAUGAUGCACAAGGGGGCUUGGGAAAGUGAGGGUGAGGAAGAGGAUGAGGGGGAGGAGGGUGAGGAGGAGGAGGGUGAGGUGGAGGUGGAGUUGCAAGAGGAUGAAGAGGAGGAAGAUGAGGAAGAGGAGGAGGAAGAGGAAGAGGAUGGCAAGGAUGAAGUGUGUGGCAAACAUAGAGACAGCAAGGAGGGCCCAGCGGCAUGUGGUGGACAGCCCCCCUGCCAUUCUCCCUCCCGACGCAACUUCUCCCACUCCCCUCCAUCCCACCAGCCUUCUGCCUCCAAACCGUCCCACCUUCAUUGCUUGAAACCCAGUAAUGAACCAGACACGAGCAUAGCGUGUCUGGCUGCAGGUGAGCAAAAUGCCAGAGGGACGACGAGUCAUGCUGGGGGGUUGGGUGUUGGUGACUGCCACAACCACCACCACCACCACCAGCGAGUGCGGUCGUUUGAGUUCAUUGGCAUGGUUGGGCCCCACAAGGGCCGCAGCAUUGCUACCACGAGGACGGAUGCGGCGGCGGCAACGGCGGUUGCGGUUACUCACCUCACCUCGUUUGCUUGA
This is a messenger RNA of Closterium sp. Naga37s-1, 3350 nucleotides long. NCBI's taxonomy places the organism in Eukaryota, Viridiplantae, Streptophyta, Zygnematophyceae, Desmidiales, Closteriaceae. The record is from the annotation of a GenBank genome assembly.